AUGAGCCCCGACAAGUCCCAGGAGGAAAGCCGAGAGGUAGAUAAAGCGAGAACAGGGUGGGAGCCCACGGACAAAGAUGCUUUCAAAGACAUUUCCAUAUACUUCUCCAAGGAAGAAUGGGCAGAGAUGGGAGACUGGGAGAAAAUCCGCUAUAGGAAUGUGAAAAGGAACUACAAUGCACUGAUUACUAUAGGUCUCAGAGCCCCUCGACCAGCUUUCAUGUGUCACCGAAGGCAGGCCAUCAAACACCAGGUGGAUGACACUGAGGAUUCCGAUGAAGAAUGGACACCUAGGCAACAAGUCAAACGUCCUUGGCUGGCCUUCAGAGUGGAGCAGAGCAAACACCAGAAGGGAAUGCCCGGGGCGUCAUUAAGUGACGAAUCUAGUUUGAAGGAAUUGCCAGGAACAGCAAAUUUACUGAACACAAGUGGCUCAGAGCAGCCCCAGAAACCAGUGUCCCCUCCCAGAGAAGCAAAUACCUCUGGACAGCACUCUAGACGAAAAUUAGAACUCAGGAGAAAGAAGAUUGAAGUAAGGGUGUAUAGCCUGCGAGAGAGAAAGGGCCAUGCAUACAAAGAGGUCAGCGAGCCUCAGGAUGACGACUACCUUUAUUGUGAGAAGUGUCAGAACUUCUUCAUUGACAGCUGUGCUGCUCAUGGGCCCCCUACAUUUGUAAAGGACAGUGCAGUGGACAAGGGGCAUCCCAACCGCUCCGCCCUCAGCCUGCCCCCUGGGCUGAAAAUCAGACCAUCGGGCAUCCCUCAGGCUGGGCUUGGAGUAUGGAAUGAGGCAUCCGAACUGCCACUGGGUCUGCACUUUGGCCCGUACGAGGGCCAGGUCACAGAAGACGAAGAGGCAGCCAACAGUGGAUACUCCUGGCUGAUCACCAAGGGGAGAAACUGCUAUGAGUAUGUGGAUGGAAAGGACGACUCUUGGGCCAACUGGAUGAGGUAUGUGAACUGUGCCCGGGAUGAGGAGGAGCAGAACCUGGUGGCCUUCCAAUACCACAGGCAGAUCUUCUAUCGGACCUGCCGGGUCAUCAGGCCGGGCUGUGAACUGCUGGUCUGGUACGGGGAUGAGUAUGGCCGGGAGCUGGGCAUCAAGUGGGGCAGCAAGUGGAAGAAAGACCUCGCCACAGGGCAAGAACCAAAGCCAGAGAUCCAUCCGUGUCCCUCAUGCUCUCUGGCCUUCUCCAGUCAGAAAUUCCUCAGUCAACAUGUAGAACACACCCACUCCUCUCAGAUCUCUCUAAGAACAUCUGGAAGAAACCACCUCCGACCAGAGAAUCCCUGCCCAGGGGAUCAGAAUUGGGAGCAGCAACACUCUGAUCCACACAGCUGCAAUGACAAAGCCAAAGAUCAAGAAGUCAAAGAAAGGUCCAAACCCUCUCAUAAAAAGACACAGCAGAGGGGAAUUUCAAAGGCACUUUCCAGCCCACCCAAAGGAAAAAUGAGGAGCUGUAGGGAGGAUAAAAGAAUAAUGGAGGAAGAGCCCAGAACAGGCCAGAAAGUGGGUCCAGGGGACACAGACAAAUUAUGUGUAACAGGAGGAAUCUCAAGAAUCCCAAGAGUCAAGUAUGGAGACUGUGGGCAAAGCUUCGGUGAUAAGUCAAAUGUCAUUAUACACCAGAGGACACACACAGGGGAGAAGCCCCAUGUCUGCAGGGAGUGUGGGCGAGGCUUUAGCCGUAAGUCACACCUCCUCAUACACCAGAGGACACACACAGGGGAGAAGCCCUAUGUCUGCAGGGAGUGUGGGCGAGGCUUUAGCCAAAAGUCACACCUCCUCAUACACCAGAGGACACACACAGGGGAGAAGCCCUAUGUCUGCAGGGAGUGUGGGCGAGGCUUUAGCCGUAAGUCAGUCCUCCUCAGACACCAGAGGACACACACAGGGGAGAAGCCCUGUAUUUGCAGGAAGGGUGAGUAA
Molecule: messenger RNA, 1929 nt
Organism: Propithecus coquereli (Coquerel's sifaka)
Lineage: Eukaryota; Metazoa; Chordata; Mammalia; Primates; Indriidae
Gene: PRDM7
Product: PR domain containing 7
Exons: 10
Coding region: 1-1929 (642 amino acids)
Biological process (GO): positive regulation of reciprocal meiotic recombination; regulation of DNA-templated transcription
Cellular component (GO): nucleus
Molecular function (GO): zinc ion binding; protein binding; histone H3K4 methyltransferase activity
Source: RefSeq, a predicted model, not a curated record